This is a messenger RNA of Peromyscus californicus insignis, 10345 nucleotides long. RefSeq names its product low density lipoprotein receptor class A domain containing 4 (gene Ldlrad4). The record is from RefSeq and is a predicted model, not a curated record. Lineage: Eukaryota; Metazoa; Chordata; Mammalia; Rodentia; Cricetidae. The transcript has 6 exons. Gene Ontology annotation, biological process: negative regulation of transforming growth factor beta receptor signaling pathway. Gene Ontology annotation, cellular component: Golgi membrane; early endosome membrane. Bases 2525 to 3445 code for a protein of 306 amino acids. Gene Ontology annotation, molecular function: R-SMAD binding.
CCCACGCGCCCCUCCUUUCCUCAGCUCCUGCCUGAGCUCUGGCAUCCAGCGGAGUGGACAGAACACGGCUAGGAAGAGGCUGACUGAAACUGACACAAGCAGGAUGAAUUUCACCGAAAGUUCAGCUCAAUACCGCCAGCGUUCCCAUUACUGUAACGUGCUGUACCCAUGGGUAAGGGCGAGAGCGCCCACAGCUGAAACGGGAAAACAAAAAAGUUUGCCCCAACAGCUGGGUUCCAAGCCCCUCCUCCCCGACAGGGCUCCUCUAUCAUCUGGGACCUGAGCAUGCCCACCUGGGAGCCAGCACAGCGCCAGACACAGCCAGAUGUGUGUCUCGGUUGUUCCUGGGCCGAGCUGAACGGAACUGGAUGUGAAAGUUGCCGUAGGUAGGUGGCGGUAUGGUACGUGGAUUCAACACCCCGUGUGAGGCGCUGCCAUUUAGCAACGAUAAACCUUGAUCUUUGUGGUUUGGGGGCACAUCACCAAAGGCUUCACAGCCUCAACUUCGUCAUCUUUAAAGUGGAGACUAGCUAGCUCACUGUCACCGUGAGGACGAAAGAAAAGCAACCUGCAAGAAGCGCUUAAUGUACGAUUCUCCAUCGUGGCAGCUAUUGCUAGAUCACAUACGAACUCGGAUUGCUAUGAUGGCUGAGUAGAACUGAAGACAUAAGAAAAACUGAAUGAAUAUUCCACUAGCAGAAAAGUUACUGAUACACUAGCUGCAGAUCUCAAAAUAUUCAUUUCUCUGGUAUCAUUGAAGUAUGAGGUGGGAGUGUGGGAAGAGUUGAAAGCUGUUACCCCUUUAAAUUUCCAUCUCUGUUAAACCAAACCUGAAACCUGGGUUCAUGUAUCUGGAAGGUCUGCCGGGAGGAUAAUUUUGGCAGAGAGGAACUCAACUCUCUAAAUGUGUUGACUGCAAUAAAAUUGGCGGUGGCAGUAAUCAAUCUCCAUCAACUAUGGCUGGGUAGACCAGUGUCUGUGCUGGUACUUCUGGAGAACCGAUGACCUACUGUGUGCACUCCAGUAGAGAGGUCCCGUCCCAGCGUUCGUAGGACUUGAAGGUCUUUCUUCAAGGGCAAAAGGGUCACAGCUCCUAGAGGAAGGAUCCACCCCAUUGCCUAGUCCAGACCCAUUUCGCUAGAAGAGGGCAUGACACCAGGGAGUCCACAGGAUCUCCGCCAACCUGGAGGAGGGGGCUCCUCAGACUCUUAACCAUUCCCACUCACUGUCCUGGGGUCCCGAGAGCCGAGGAUCAAGUUCCGCUGCGGGUGGGCAUCCACAGCCCCGGAGGCAGUAGGUGCCCCCCUUCCCAAACCGCCCGUGGCCUACCCGCCGCGAGCGCUCCUCUCGCACCCCAGCUCCAGGCUCUUGACGCAGCUCGGGAUCCCGGGUGUGCGCUGAUCGCCCCCGGGAGUUCGGGUCCUGCAGCCUUGGGGGGCACCGGGUGUGCACCUGGGCGGGGCCGCAUCCCCGGCGGCGCCCCCCGCCCCCGCCGUCUGGCCGCGCGCCGGGUCCCCGCCGCAGAGCCGGGGGAGGAGCGGCCGAGGCUGAGUUGAGACAGACCCGGCCUCGGCGCGGCGGCGGCGGCGGCGGCGGCGGCGGCGGCGGUGGUGGCGGCGGUGGCGGGACCCGGGCCACCAGCCCGACAGCACCGGCGCUCUCCUCCCCUCCCUUCCUUCCUCCCUCCCGUCAGCCGGCGGGGAUCCCCAGCGAGCCGGGGAGGAGCCGCGGCGGCCGCCAGACAGGCUGCAAGUCCUGAGAAGGCGAAAGGGGGGCGGGGAGCUCCGGGAGCCAGCCCGGUGGCAGGUCCCUCUUAAAGAGCCACGCCGCGCCGUGUCGCGCCACCCGGAGCGCUGCCCCUCCCCCGCAGCCCGCAGGGCCGGUGGCCGAACUGCACGGUGGGCGGUCCCGCUCGCCCAUCUAGGGGCUGCUGCAGGUGAGUGCCGCCCGCCGCGGUCUCUGCUUGUCUGGCCGGAGUUCACCUCUGAGCAGGGGCGGGAGGAGGGGGCGGGCAAGGGGCCGGGAUGCCCGCCAGCCUGCGCCGGCGACCGCUGCCCUCCCAGCCCGGGCGUCCCCGAGACCCGCGCACCAGCAAGAACAGAAGCAAAGCACAGAGAGCAGCUGAUGAGAACAGCCUGAGAGCCCCUGGUGAGGUGGAGACUGGCCCGCUCUGUGGAAGAUGCUGGCUGCAGUGAGGCCGAGAAGUCCUUCAUUUUGAGGUGGGAGAGCAGGUUUCAGCAGGACAGCGUCUUCAUUCCCGACCUCACCAUGGCUUCAACUCUCUGGCUGGACGGCUGAUGUGACUGUGUGUCCCACAUGCUGUUGGACUGUGUGCCGUCCAGGUAGUUCCUGCUCACAGGGUGUGGGAGCACAGCCAGUGGGCAUCAGAUGCUCCCAAAGGUUGGACCAGCAGAGUGAUGGACUUGGACAGGCUAAGAUGGAAGUGACCUGAGGCCUCGCCCGGGCAGUUUCUUCACAACAGGACAAGUUAAGAAUUGAAACACAGGCUUGUCUGGGGAGCAGUAUGCCGGAAGCUGGUUUUCAGGCCACAAAUGCGUUCACAGAGUGCAAAUUCACCUGCACCAGCGGCAAAUGCUUGUACCUUGGUUCACUGGUCUGUAACCAACAGAAUGACUGUGGGGACAACAGUGACGAAGAAAACUGUCUCCUGGUGACCGAGCAUCCACCUCCAGGCAUCUUCAACUCGGAGCUGGAGUUCGCACAGGUCCUCAUCAUCGUCGUGGUGGUCACCGUGAUGGUGGUGGUGGUCGUAUGCCUGCUGAACCACUACAAAGUCUCCACACGUUCCUUCAUCAAUCGCCCCAACCAGAGCCGGAGACAAGAGGACGGGUUGCAGCCGGAAGGGUCCCUGUGGCCUUCUGACAGCUCCGUGCAGCGGCCAGGGGCUUCAGAGAUCAUGUGUGCCCCACGGGGCAGGGAUAGGUUUACCACCCCAUCCUUCAUCCAGCGGGAUCCGUUCAGUCGCUUCCAGCCCACCUACCCCUACGUACAGCACGAGAUUGACUUGCCUCCCACCAUCUCCCUGUCAGACGGGGAAGAGCCGCCUCCUUACCAGGGACCCUGCACCCUCCAGCUCCGGGACCCAGAGCAACAGAUGGAACUCAACCGAGAGUCCGUGAGGGCCCCGCCCAACCGAACCGUGUUUGACAGUGACUUAAUAGACAUUUCUAUGUACAACGGGGGACCAUGCCCACCAAGCAGCCACUCGGGCAUCAGUGCAGCUACUUGUAGCAGUAACGGAAGGAUGGAGGGGCCGCCCCCGACCUACAGCGAGGUGAUGGGUCACUACCCAGGUACCUCAUUCUCCCACCACCAGCAUAGCAACGCACACAGGGGCAGCAGACCACAGUUUCAGCCGAACAACUCAGAGGGCACAAUAGUACCCAUCAAGGGCAAAGACAGGAAGCCUGGGAACCUGGUCUGAUUCCCUUCAGGGUGCACUUUGCAAGGAGAGAGAAACCUCGGCAGGGAGAGCGAGGCCACCGGCCCCUCUGCCACAGUGUUGUCCAGCUUUACGUCGUACAGCUGAGUAAAACCAAAUGUGCAAACACGGUCUUCGUUUCUGAUUCCUGUCCUGGGAAUUGCAUGCAAACAAGACUGGAACAAUACGAACUUCCAUCCGGUUUGACCACAAACAGUGUUCAUCUGGGGGCAGGGGUGGAGUCAGGGUUAGAGAUGGUGUGAGCUUGGCAAAGGGCGUGCAGAGCAAACCGAGGAUGCUUUGAAGACUUCAUGAAAGUAAGACCCACAGAGGUAUUUUUGACAUAUUUAAUUCCAAAAGGAGACUGCCGAUAAAGGAGGCCAGAAUGGCCCGUUUUUAUAAUUAACUGAAUAAAGAAGGAAGAAUUAUUAUAUAUUAUCAUGGGGAAGAAUCAGCCAGUUUGCUUUUUCUCCAAAGGUGUGAAACUUUUAUUUUGUUUUAAAAGUAUGAGUCAAAACUCCUGUUUUGUGUGCCAAGGUAUGAAGCAGAUGGAGGAGCGAGAGGAACUAAUUUGUGUUGUGAUGGUAUGCUUUAAGAGUUGCACUAUCUUGAUGUUUAAAAUACGGAUGAGGGAACUGUGUUGUGUGAAGUUCUGUAUGUUGUCACCUAUGGAUGGCUAUUACGCCCCAGGAACACCCUUGAGAGUCCACAUAGUCAUACAUGAAAGGUAUUUGGGGAUGUGCCCUGGCGUUUACCAAGUUACAUACAUUUAAGAAGUGGUGUGUUGCAAGAAGUUGCAGCCAGACGCAGUGCACUACUAGAGUUAUUUGGAGAGGUUGGUGAAAAGAAACACCUGCAUUGUGUGUAUCAAGUGUCAUGCAGAGCUAGCCUUGUUCCCAGCAGCGUCAGAGCAAUUUAGACUUUUUUUUUCACUGUAGCAUGAAAUAUAUUCAGAUACAUACCUUAUUUUAUGCAAUAAAUUGUUUAAAAUGCAAGGUGGUUAUUUUGUGUACUGCUGAACUGUGUAGCACAGUGAGUCCCGUGGCCUCUCCCAUCCUAGGCAGCUCUGUUGAGUCCUGCAAGGAUAUUCUGUUCAGCACCUGGCACCAGCAGUUGCUCCCAAAGCCCACUUGGUUUUCUAAGUGCCGUCCUGAUGAUGGUUCCUUAUACUUACUAUCCCCCUGGGCUUGACAGAGGGACACAUUUGGCACAGUAAGCCAUUACGUAUCACCAGUGUUGCACGGUAGAGGAAUCUGGGGCAGACCUACCCAUAUUCAUGCCACGGACUCACUUCUGUCUAGUUCGUCUUUGAACUGUGGUCAGCUGGAACACAGAGGUGGUGGGGGAGGGUACGACUCAGGACAAGGCAUGGCAAAGUCGCAGCUGGACAAUGGCUUCUCAGUUUUUGAAGUCAGUUGACUAUUUCUACUCUUUCUAAACAUUCUUACGUACAAUAAAAAGCCCCAGUGACUUUCUUCUGCAGAUGUAAGAGCUGGCUCUGUAACUGCACCAUGGUGGGCUCAUGUGCAGAGGCAGGGCCGCUUCCUGGCGGUCUGGCCUCUGCACGUAACAGAAUGAACAGGAAUGGGGAGUCAGCGGCAGUUUGACACCAAAUCGGUGUGCGUGAGUGCUUGUGUGCAUGUGUGCGUUACUGUUUCCGGAGGUAUGUGAAGUUAGUAUUCUCUUACCUGAGAACUAGAGAUUGUUUGAAGCCCCGAGUCGUGUCUGACCCCAGGCUUCCCAUUUCUGCUUGUCUCAGUAGGCAGGCCACUGGCUUGGUUUGAGACUUGACAUCUCCAUGGGAUUUAUCCAUUUCACACAGUAGCAUCCACAGGAAUACUCAGUCAAAAGGAGUGAGGACGGAUAGGGAACAGCUAUCAGCCCAUGCUUCAACACUGCUUGGAAGGAUGUACAUGUGAGGGUCUCUGGGACUCUGGAGUUGCUUUUCUGUCUUGUCUGGUGAUAGUCAGUGGCCUCUCAGGCUACAGGUUAACUGGGCCAAAGAUGACCUUUCCCAUUGCCUUGAGGCUUCCUGAAAAGUUUCUGCCUCCUGGUGACCUAUGCUUUCAGACUGCUUGAAUGGGGCUCUGAGAUACAAUGGCAGAGGAAGGAGGUAUGUGUCCUCCCUGGGGUCUCACCAGUAGGGGACUUGUCAUGGAUGACUGCCAGGGAAGGUGAGGCUAUGGCUCUGUCGUUCCAAAUCAGAACUGUAGUUUUGGUGAAGCUGGUGAUCUCACCCUUUAGUUUCCACUCCAAAUGGUUUCUCAGUCCUUACUUUAGUCUUACUUUUCUGUCAGCUGUGAGAAAGAGCUAAGAUCAGAGAUUGGUAAAUUCCUUCGGAGCUUAUAUGGACAUUUUGUAGAUGCCAACAGUAUUGGCAAAACAUUGGGUACCCUAGGGGACUGCCUUUUUAGUGUUCUCUCUCUCUCUCUCUCUCUCUCUCUCUCUCUCACACACACACACACACGCACACGCACACGCACACGCACACGCACAUCACCAUCAUCAACUGUGACUUUGAAGUCUUUGAGGCUGGGUCUCUUUAAGGAAUUAGUUUAAAAGCCAAAGCCAAGGUCAUAAAAAUGAAUUGGGCCAUUUCUCUCAGCACAGGGAGGAGGAGAUUUAGAUAGGAGUAGCCUUCUAGCCGACAGUCCAUGCCAUGCUGUCUCCUGGCUCUAAGGUGCUAAGUAGCAGCUGUGAAGACGGGCUUACACAGCAGGGGCUGUUGUCUUUCAAAAAGCUGGGUGCUUAGACCCCGAGGGUUCAGUUUAGAAAGCAGUGAGUUCAGGCAACUGACAAUAGGUUAUAAUGAUAGAUUAUUCCCAUGGGGCACUGCAGUAAAGAUUUGCAUUGUUAGAAGGCGCAGUCCUGGGCAGGCCACUCUGACUUAACUGUUGUCUCAUUGGAUUUCCAAGAAUAUGAAACAUAAGGCCUACAAAUCCAUCUACUGGAAUUCAGUCUUUUGGCCUGCAUUUGCUUUUUCAGAAACUCCAUAAGCAAACACUAAAGCAAUAUUUAAUACGAGAUUGUGAAACCAACUACUCAUUCAAUUGUUUACUGAAAAAGCAUGCCCCAUGACUUCACCACAGACACAGACCUAACCCAUGAGAAAUCAUGACAUGGCAGUGACUAAAACUUACAAGUAUAUUGUGAGAAUUAAAUUUUUCCUUAGUAAUUUUUAGCUCAAAUUCAAGAGCCAAGGAGCCAAAUGGGAUGGAUGCUUCUUCACACAAACAUGAGACUUGGGUACAAAAAGUAUAUAUGUGUGUGUGUGUGUGUGUGUGUGUGUGUGUGUGUGUGUAUUUAAAAAAUAUAUAUUUUAAAUUCUAAGUAGCUCCAUUUGAUCUUCAUCUUUAUUUUACUGGGACCAAAAGGAAGUACUUCUAGAAAGCUGCUUUGAUCUAGAAGAAUCUAUUCAUAUACCUGCCUUUCUCACAGGUGUAGGUUUUCCAUCUUACUCAACUGUUCUUUUUUAGAAUGACUCCUGGGGUAGUCCUUUUAAGAUGCCCUCAAGCUGUAUUAUUGAGGUAGCCCAUGUGGCCUCCGUUGUGUUUUGCCAACACUGUUGUAGAUCAUGGCUAUUCCUGGACUCCAUGAAUUAGGCAAUGGAGACACAAUGUGCAUACUGUGGAUGUGUUUCCAGAGUUUUGCUACUUAGAAUGGCAGCUCUAUACCCCCUAAAAAUCUCAGCAGUCGGGUUGAGGGGAGUAACUGGGAAGGAUACUUGCUGUUACCUUUUUGCUUUUCUCUCAUGUCAGUCACCCAUCCAGACUUGCUUGCACCCUAAAAUGCCAAGCAGUUUCAUGGCUUCCUUAGACUGUACUGAUUCCAACAAACCCUGUUGUGUGGCUGUCAGGAGCUGUUCACAGUCCUUGGAGAUGUGGACAAAUCACAAUAGCAUUCUCAGUCUGCCACAGUCCAUAGGUUUUAGGAAUAAAGAUGUCAUGUGAUAGCUGGCUCUGCCAGCUGGAUGUAGCACAGGUUGAUGUCGGAGCACAGGGCCAGCUUGCUGAGCAAGGGACUUCUCCCUAUAGCCCAUCUUUGUCCCUAGGUUUGCUGGAUAGCGUAACAUGACAAGGCUAGCCUAGACAGAUGAUGCGGUUGCGCACACACAAGCCCAUCCCUAAGAAGCGGAGGUGCCUUGUGUUCUGACGUCAGAUGCAGGACCCCAGCCCCAGCGUGCACUGCUCACCUUCUUCGUGCCUCACUUGAAAUGGUGCUUCUUCAACUGUUUGCUUUCAUUUGUAAGGUGCUGUAUAUACGUUGAACAUAUGCACAUACUCUACCCAAUGGGUAGAAUAAGAAAUUAAUACUGUAAUAUACUGUAUAGACACCAGUUUUACCAGAAACGGCAUAGAACUUAUGAAUGCCUACGUACUCCAUCUUUUGUAAGGAAACUUGCAAAUGAUUACAUACAGAUAAAGUCUAUGUAGUUUAUUUUCCUAUUAAAUAUAUUAACACCAUGGAAUGAAGUCUGAACAAGCAGGCAGCAGUUUAUGACCAGCACAUACAUAGGAACUGAGUUGCACCUUUGCUCGGAAACACUUUAGCAAUCCCUAAGAUGUUUUUAUUUUAAUCCCUUUAGAACUAGUUAGCCCAGUUUAGUUAUAUUUUAGGCGGGGUGGGGGAGGAGGCUGCUUUUCAGCUUGCUCUGUACGCAGGCCUUCUCUCUUGCUGUAGUAUCAAUUGUCAGGCCUUGGUGGGAUGUGCAAACCUUUGAAGACACGCAUGACAUCAGGCAAAUGAGUAACCCGCAGCAGAGGCUAUUCAGUCUCAGAGGGCACUUGUGACCAUUUGUGUUCCAUGUUCUCUGUGCCUUGUCUUAUAAAUGGAAGCUAUGGAGCCAAUGAACUGUCUGGAAUUUGUAGGGAGAGUGCCUCAGAAAACAGAUCCAUUGGGAAAGAUUAGGGUAGGGAAAAUGUUUGGGGUUGUCAUUAGAGAAUGGCCAAUCAGCCGAGUACAGACUCCUAAGUCCAUUCCUAUUGUGUUCUGGGGUAGUCCUGACCCCUAAAGCAAUUAGGUUUUACCAUCAGUUAGGUUACAUGUUAGGCUGUAUGUAAAGUCACACUUCUCUCUUCCAGCUCCUGUUUAGUCUUUAGUGUCCAAUUGUGGCUUUGGUAUUUUUAAGUUUCUUCCUUUGUCCUCUCCCGCCCUCUGCCCCUCAAGCAAAGAAGCCUUGGUGUCCAUUAAAACCACCAUGGACACUUAGUGCGAUCCAUGGAAUGCUGCCAUCCAAUCUAAUCCAGUAUGCCACCAGAUGAUAUCUGAGUAAUUCCUGGCUUUUUAUUUGUUCUGUGGUAUGUGCUCUGACUUUGAAAGUCAGAAAUAGAAUUAUCCCCCAAUCAGGUAAAAACAAUGCUCCAAGCUAUUACUAAUUAUUCUUAAUGUGCAACUCUUAAUGCCAAUUCAGUCCUCUUUAACACCUCCCUGCAAGAGCUGGGCAAAAAUGACAGUGGGUACCUCCUAAGUCUCACCCAAGUCCAAGUUACUGUCUGUCUACUGCAGGGCACACCCUCAGGAUCCCUGGGGGUCAAGACCUGAGGUCAAUUACUGUCAGAAAAUAGGCACUUUACUGAGCAUCAGAAUGUUCUGGACUCAGUAGUAAGAUGUGCCAUCAACCAGACUCCUUUCUGCAGAUCCGGCCCUGGCUGAGCAUCCCUUUCAAUGAUGCUGGUUCUUUCUGAUGUGCUUGCCUUUCAAAAAAAAAAAAAAAAAAAAAAUCACAAUUUCAACUAAUAUCCUUGUUGAGUUUAAAGUUGUUUUAAAAUAUAUACAACACUAUCCACAGCAUUUAGCUCAUUUAUUUUUUAUUAUAAAGCAAUCUACUAAAAAAAGUACAGCUGUAUUUGCAUCUUCCGAUCUUUGUGAGCUAUUAUAAUUAGAAGUCAAAGUCCUUUUGUGUUUAAACAACCACAUGCUUAUUCUUUAACAUAUUCCUGGUCAGGUUCGGGAAUGAUUCACAACUGUUAUCCACCUGCGUCUGUUGCCCGGGUGACGAUGCAGUUUAGGACUCAGGUCUGUGAUUGCAAUACUUUUGAUGACAGAUGUUGCACAAGUGCUGUUUGUUAGUUAUGAAAUCAGGUUUUCUGCUUGUUCUUGAUGCCAUGGUCAAAUCAUAGCACAAAGUCAUUAAAAAUAAUCAGUGAUAAAUAUCUGUCCCCUGGGGUUGUGUUUGUUCACCUUUCAGCUACGACGUACAAAUAACAGAAAACUGAUGUAUGAUCAGUCUCAGAAAUAUACUUUCUUUUUUGUGAGUUGGAGAUGGGACCCAGGAAAGAGUUCUUCCUUGGGCUACACCCCAGGCCAAAGGAUAGUGCUGAUCAUCCUCUAGUUCCUGACUCAAGGAAAAUAUCUGCAUGUGUGUGCACGCACAGCAUAUGUGUACAUGUGCCACAGCUGGUGUGUGGUGAGGACAACUUGCUGAGUCAGUUCUCUCCAUCCACCAAGGGAUGGCAAGUUCAACUGUCAAGCUUGGCAGUGAACGCCUGCAGUCCCUAUCUCACAGUCUGGUUGCUGACUUUUAAAAAGGAUUUCCUAGUGUCCUGUAAACCUAGACAGAGCACAGCACAGACUUCUCAAUUCUGAGUUCUAACCUGGGGUGUUCAGAACUGGUCCUGAGAACAUCUGACCUCACGGGUUUGGAUGGCUGUCACACAGCAAGCUCAGCAGGCCUGAUACUAAAUGUUGAAGAUCCCCUGACAGUGGAGGCCUUCAGAAGAUGGUCUAUGACCUACACUGAGAGGAGAGUAUUUUAUCUGUGCUCUAAGUGUAUGGAUUCUAGAUGACACAUGUAUGCAUAAAGCCCGCAAACCUACCAAACAAUGAGAAUAAGUGAAUUUAGCAUGAUAGUAAAAAGAUUUAUUUUUCCAUUUCUGUAACUUUCUAAUAAACAAAUGGAAACAA